Messenger RNA from Hydractinia symbiolongicarpus, 2407 nucleotides. Its product is annotated as BTB/POZ domain-containing protein KCTD3-like. Lineage: Eukaryota; Metazoa; Cnidaria; Hydrozoa; Anthoathecata; Hydractiniidae. Gene Ontology annotation, molecular function: protein binding. Bases 52 to 2103 code for a protein of 683 amino acids. Gene Ontology annotation, biological process: protein homooligomerization. The record is from RefSeq and is a predicted model, not a curated record. The transcript has 19 exons.
UUCAAUAAUUCUUUCAAUUUAUAGACAUAUAUAUAAUAUAUAUAAUACAAAAUGAAUUACAGGGACAGCGAAAUCAUAAAUCUUAAUGUUGGUGGUAAAAGGUUUGCGACAUCUCGAUCAACUCUAACGUGGAUUCCAGAGUCAUUUUUUUCAUGUUUGCUGAGCGGCAGAAUAUCCUCAAUGAAAGAUGAAACCGGAGCAUAUUUUAUUGACCGUGACCCAGAGGCUUUUGCACCAAUAUUGAAUUUUCUUCGAACAAAAGACUUUUGUCUCAGAAAUGUGGAUCCUUCAGUGGUGUUACACGAAGCUCAAUUUUAUGGUAUCACACCAAUUGUCAGACGAUUGUCACUUUGUGAAGAAUUAGUAAACAACCCGUGUGGCGACCUUCUGUUUAUGGGCUACCUAAAUCCUCCAGAACUCCCAUGCAACCCACUUGAAAUUAAAUCUUCCAGAAGAGGUUCUGUUUCUUCUGUUCUGCAAAGCAGUGAUCACCAUUCCCGUACUGCUGGGUUAAUCAAAAGUGCAAUGUCCGAACCUAACUUAAAAUUUGAUGAUGUGGACCCAAGAAAAGUGUUAAUCAUAAAAGGACAUCAUAAUGUACUUGCGGUUGCUUAUGCUCAUUGCGUUUGUUGUUAUCGAUUACAAGAUUCAGUUGGUUGGGAAUUAAUAUUUACAACUCCAUAUAUGGAAAAGUCAAUUGAAAAAAUAUCGUUAAAUGUCAAAAUGCCUGGUGCUCUUGGGAAUAAAUUGCUUGCAAUAUCUUCAGGGUCUAAACUUUGGCUGUGGAAUUGUGAUCGGGGAAAUAGAAUUGGCACGUUCAACUUAACAGUACCAGUUGAUGCUCUUUCAUUUGUUGGUAGUCAGCUGGUUGGGUUGAGUUACACUGGAAAGGUUGGGGUGUGGAAUGUAAUGACACAAAAUUGGAGAAUUCAGGAUGUGAUCCCAAUUUCCAGUCAUGAUACAGCUGGCUCGUUUCUCCUUCUUGGUGGUACCAAUGGUGUUAUUUACUAUGUUGAUAUGGAGAAGUUUCCACUUCGGAUGAAAGAUAACGAUUUGCUGGUGACUGAACUUUUUAAAGAUCCUGCAGGAGAUUCCAUUACUGCUUUGUCUGUGUACCUAACACCAAGAGCAACUUUCAGUGGCACAUGGAUCGAGAUCGCUUAUGGUACGAGUGCAGGAGCCGUUCGCGUGAUUGUUCAUCAUCCUGAGACUGUCAGUAGCGGACCUCAGCUAUUCCAGACGUUCAAUGUUCAUCAGAGCAGUGUAAACAAAGUUACACUGAGUGAGAAACAACUCAUAUCAGUUUGUUCUGAAUAUAAUCACGUACGAACGUGGAGUAUUACCCGAUUUCGCGGAAUGAUAUCUACACAACCUGGGCCUACUUCAUUAGCAUCGUUUAACGUGGUCGCUUUGGAACAGGGAAACGCCCAUGCCAGUUACACUGUUGGAAAUUGUAUAGGGCCAUAUGGCGAGCGAGAUGAACUUUUAUUAUUUGUACAGAAAGUUGUUCCAGAUACGGAUCAAGUAUUUGUCAGAUUGGCGUCGACUGGUAGACGAUUGAUGACUUGUAAAAGUAUUGAUGGAUCGCGUGUCACAGCAUUUAGUGCGCAUGAGUGUGACGCCGCUGCCCGAAUGGGUUCUAGGCCUCGACGAUUUUUAUUUACAGGCCACGGAAAUGGAGGCAUACAGAUGUGGGAUAUAACAACGGCGAUUGAGAGAGCGUCUAAAACCCCAGAUUCGUUAACCCUACUUGGUCCAAGUAAUCAAGAAUUGCUUAAACUGUUAGAGCAAUGCGAUUUGAGUUCUUCACGUUGUACAACACCUCUACGAUGUGGCUCGGAUUCAUCUUUAGUAAACUUUCGAAAUAACUUUUUAAGAUUCCAGCAGAGUUCGUCCUCCAUAGGAACUGGUUUAGGAAUGCACGAUAAUAGGCAGAUGUCGAGAGACGAACUUGAACUUUCCUAUCAGUCUAAUGCUUCAGCAAAUUGUACAGAUUUUCGCAAUAAUGAAAUGUUGGACAUUGUACAGAGUUUACCAAACAGUGCGCGGUCAAGCCAACGUGGAACUAGAAAAACAUCUGACUCCAGUGGAACACAUGAAUAAUUUUGUCGCGAGACGAUUGGGUGGAGUUAGUAAGAUUAUGUUUCCUCUUUGGAGGAAAAACAUCUACGCCAACAAAAAAUACAUACUAAUUUUUUUUACAGAAUCUUAAAUUUUAUUCCAUUUGAAAGAUAACUUCUUAAAAUAAUUCCUUACACCGUCAAAUUCUCAUGAUUUAAGAGUGACUAGUUUAAUCUUUCUUAACGUGUUUUUAUUUAAGAAUUAAUUUUAUUUUAUUUUUUUGGUCUAAAAACUAUUUUGUAAAUAUGAGAAAUAAAAAUUAAAUGUACUUUGUUAGAAAAAAAAU